Messenger RNA from Leishmania braziliensis MHOM/BR/75/M2904, 2532 nucleotides. RefSeq lists its product as hypothetical. Lineage: Eukaryota; Euglenozoa; Kinetoplastea; Trypanosomatida; Trypanosomatidae. The record is from RefSeq and is a predicted model, not a curated record. The transcript has a single exon. Gene Ontology annotation, cellular component: cytoplasm. The coding region runs from base 1 to 2532 and encodes 843 amino acids.
AUGGCCACCACUGCCUUUCAAUUUGUUCAGGGAAACGAGCGCCUUGACUGGGGCAUCCUCGUCUCCAUUGAUGUUGAGCGACUGAUGAAGUCCACCAACGUGGGCACCCUGCAGCGCAUCAUCGAGAACAUCGCCUUCUCCCGUGUGACACGCGAUGAGGCCGCCCUCCUCACGCCGGACCACAUCCUGCACCUCUUUCAGCUCUGCCAAGUGGUGAUCCAGUACUUGGUCUACUCACAGGAGAUCCUCGCCAACAUCAACGUCAAGCUGAACGACCGUAUGGAGGGGCAGCAGGCCACUGCGCAUGAGCGGGAGAUGCUUCUCCAGCGGCUCUCCGACGAGACCGCCCUGCUGAAGAAGCAGGCCAAGACGCAGCGGCGCACGCUGUUGGCGUACGAGUACAACGUGCAUGCAGCGUUGGCGCGCGGGGUGACCGGCAGCGGUGCUGCUGCUGCUGCUGCCCCCGGCGUCCCGGCGACUUUGUACAUUUGCCCGUACUGCGGGGAUGAGUACCACAAGGCCGAGUCCAUGCAGUCGCACCUGCGCAAGAGGCAUAACACGACAGCGAGGUCGACAAACUCGCCGGUCGCAGGCACUGCCACCCCUCCCCCGCCGCCAAUCGCGAUUGGCGGCGGCGGCGGCCCAACUUACGGCAACCACCCAGCGUCUUCCAUCCCACCUGCUGCUGGUGGUUGCAUCGCAGCCGCCGGGGAUGCUGAGACGCUCCAGCAACUUCGCCACCGUGUGGAACAGUUAGAAAGAGACAAGGAGGUGAUGGAGCGGCAACAGCGUGAGAACCUGAUACUUAUGAUGCUGGGUGCCUCGCGGUCUCAGCCAACAUCCCCGCCACCACAGCAACAGGAACAGAAGCCAGCGUCGGCGCCCUCCAGUACAAGCCUGCACCCGCUCGUUUCUCCCUCACUGCCGCCGCCGUCGCCGCUUUCGAGUGCGACCGCGGCGCCGUCUGCGACAACAACCGAAAGCGCAGUGAACACAAUUCCAGAGCAUCUGCAAGGUAUACCGGUCGUGCCGGACAUCAGCGCGAUGAUGAACUAUAACCUCUCCUGCCAGCGUGAGGCCUCGGAAAACGCACUGCGGCGCCAACUGGUGAGCUUGGAGGCCGAGAUACGAGCGCUGAGGGCAAGCAAGUCGUCUGCAGCGUCAACAGUGCUCAGCGAAGCGCCACCGCCACCUCCACAGUCCACCCCUGGUCCCUGCAUCACUGCAUCUACUGGCGUCCCCGCUGGUGCGUGGCCUGCAUGGGUAGCGGAACUGGAGAACGCACAGCAACGCCAACACCAGCAGCAGCAACAGUCCACCACCACCGAAGCCGUCCCCUCUCUCACACCGCCGUCGACACCGCCCCCAGCACCACUACUACCACCGCCACCGCAGCAACAGCAGCAGCGUGACUAUACGACAGGUGUGACGGCACCCUCCCCUGUGUCACCACCCUCGCACUCACAGUCGUCUUCAACGCAGCCUGCAUCAACCUCCCCAGCGGCGCCGCUGAUCCAAGCGAUGCCCUCGCUUACCGCUCAAUCACCCUUGCGGUCAAGCUCUCUAGCACCGCAACCGAGCUACGGCAUUCAGCAGCAGCAGCAGCACCCGCCAGCAGUUCAGCCCUCGACACCCUCAGCCCCAGGCUUAUCCACCGCCGUCAUUCCGAUACCCUCUCCCACCACGGCGGCCAUAACUGAAGCCGGCGCACCUGCAGCUCCAACCCCCACGCCGUCCGUAAGCAUUCCUCAGCCGCUAGUGGUGCAUCCGAAACCGCACCACGGGGUAGAGAGCAGCACCAACUCCAGCCUCACAUCCACCUCAACAUUGCCUCCGCACCGUGCGGUCAGCAAAGGGCCCCCAGGCAUUUCGCUCUCUCACAUCAGCGCGACACCGUGGACCCUAUCGACCCUGACAAGCACAGGCGUAUUUGGCGGUGCCGCACUUGCGACGGCAACGGCGACAUCAACCUCUGUGGCACCGAUUCCGUUGCCAUCGACGACUUCUACCGGCCCUCUUGCCCCUCCUGUCUCUUCCCCCGGACUCGGCGUAGGGUCGUACUUUUCCUCUCGCACUUCUGUGCCUGCAGCUGCGACGCCAGCGCUACUCCCGAUUACUCCGCCGCCCGCCGCACGCGACAGCAGCAGCCCCACGCAGCAGUACUCAUACACAGCGCCACUCUCGACAGUAUCGCCAUCUGUGAGCAGCACGCACAACAGCCCACCGCCCCCGGCCACAGUGCCGGAACCCUCCGUGCCUCACCCGACGUCCGUUCAACCUCUUCGUAUGACGAACACCCCCCUCUCUCACGCACCGCCCCUCCCGGUGCCGGUUGUGGCAGGUAGCACCAGCGGUAACACCACCAGUGUCAAUAGCUGGUCUUUACCAGCUCCAGUGCCGAGUAUUGCCACCGUGCCGGUGCCAGCGCCGGCAGCAGUGUCCGGGGCUGUCAAGCCCUUCCGGACGUUGAGCAGUAGCAGUAGCAGUAGCAGUGGCUCGCGCUUCGGCGCUGCUGGUCGCUACGAGUAUUAG